This is a messenger RNA of Musca domestica (house fly), 9347 nucleotides long. RefSeq names its product calmodulin. Lineage: Eukaryota; Metazoa; Arthropoda; Insecta; Diptera; Muscidae. The coding region runs from base 561 to 1010 and encodes 149 amino acids. The record is from RefSeq and is a predicted model, not a curated record. Gene Ontology annotation, molecular function: enzyme regulator activity; calcium ion binding. The transcript has 5 exons.
AGCUCAGUUGCAAUUUGAGUUGUUGACCGUGCAGUUCUCUAACGUUGUUGAGUUCAGAUUCCAAUAAGAAUUGAAUACAAUACAAAUCACAUAUAUAUAAGCAUAGAAAAAAUAAUAAAAGUUUCAAAGCAAACACCGAAAAGAAAUUAAACAAAAUUCUUAACUUUAAACAAAAUAGCUGCGGUGUUUUUUGACCCUCACUCCUAUACAAAACGAAUUUCGUUGAAACAGAAACAAAUUGUUGUAAAAAGAAAUACCCCCGAAAAACGUCGUAAGCAGAGACGCGUCGUACGCCGCAAAGCAACAGCAGCAACAAUCGUCGUCAGUCAGUAGUAGUUGUCGUCGUCGUCAGUCACACAUCGUCAGUGUGAGUGUAACCGGAGAGAACUUAAGGCCGUAAGACUUAUAACGGAAGCAUUUUCUUCACACACAUCCAAAUUUACUUCAGUCGAUAGUAGUUCGAAAUUCCAGACCGGCGGAUUUCCAACUACUCAACAACAACAAACAGCUUUAAUUUAACUUAAAAAACCCCACAACAAAACAAAAAAAACACAUUUAAAAUGGCCGAUCAACUAACAGAAGAACAAAUCGCCGAAUUCAAAGAAGCUUUCUCACUAUUCGAUAAAGAUGGUGAUGGCACCAUCACAACAAAGGAAUUGGGCACAGUCAUGCGAUCACUUGGCCAAAAUCCCACAGAAGCUGAAUUACAGGACAUGAUCAAUGAAGUCGAUGCUGAUGGCAACGGCACAAUUGAUUUCCCUGAAUUCUUGACAAUGAUGGCCCGUAAAAUGAAGGACACCGAUAGUGAAGAAGAAAUCCGAGAAGCCUUCAGAGUAUUCGACAAAGACGGUAACGGCUUCAUUUCAGCGGCUGAAUUGCGUCAUGUCAUGACAAAUUUGGGUGAAAAGUUAACAGACGAAGAAGUCGAUGAGAUGAUUCGAGAAGCUGAUAUCGAUGGUGAUGGUCAAGUCAAUUACGAAGAAUUCGUGACUAUGAUGACAUCGAAGUGAGCAGCUAAAUUACUUCUUUUUAAGCUUUUCUAUGUUUUUAAGAUGUUGACGAAGACUGUAGCUGCUGUGCGCUCCAACACCGCGCCAUCGCUAUUGCUAUGGGUAUAAAACAACAACAACAACAAAAUGAUGAUGAAAAUAUAUAUAAUACCAACCAACAACUAUAAAACAAAUCUUAAAAAAUAAAUUAAAUUAAAUUUUACUAUAACACCCCUCAAACAAAAACAACAACAACAACUUAAAAUAAUAAUAAUAAAACAAAAUAUUUAAAAAACAAAAAAUAACGAUGAAAAUCAACUUGAAAAUUUCUGAAUGAAAACAAAAAUUUAAGGAGAAACAACAACAACAACAUUUAAAUAUAAAUAUAAUUAAAAUAAAGAAAGAAAUGAAAGAAUGAGAGAAAAACCCAGAAAUAUAUUAUAAUAAUAAUAAUAAAAACAAAAACCAAAAAAAAAAUCAAACUUUAAUAUUAUUAAACCAAAACAACAACAACAACAAGAACAUACAACAGAAGAAGAAUUAUUCAAAAACCCAAGAAAAAAAGAAGAAAUAUAUUACAAACCACAACAGCAACAACACAAAAACAGUUCAGAUAUUUAAGGCUCAUUUUUUGAAAACCAAACCACAGCAACAACAAGAACAACCCAUUCAGAACAACAGCAAGUUUUUUUAGAUACAGGAUUUGGGAAACAAACAAAAAGCAAAAAUAGGAAAGAUUGAAUGAAACGAUCUGCAAAUCUGAAAAGAGAGGAGAGCGCAACUCUUCUAAGCCAGAACAACAACAACAUAGCUAUUGAAAAUAUAAACUUUUUUAUUAUUACAAAUUAUUAUAAAUAUGAUUACUAUUAAUUAAUUAUUACUACUUAUAAAUUAACUAUUAAUUUUAUUGCCUUUUUCCUUCGGCGCUAAUGGCUGCCGCCCAUCCCUGUUUCUCCCCCCUCAAACAAACUAAACUAAAAAAAAAAAAAACAAAAAAGACCUUUUUCUAUACAAUAUUGGUUAACAAAGAAAUGAAGUUGUAGUUUUUAAACAAAAAACAAAUGAUGAUAAUUUUAAGGUAAAACAACAACAACAACAACAAAGAUUCAAAUAUACCAGCAAAGCAGUCAGCCACUUAAAGAUUUCUUCAAAAUCCCCCAAUGAAAAACUAAAAACCACUAAAGAAGAAUUAACUAAAACUUGGUAGGAGUAGAAGAAGGAGGAGGAUAUUAAAAAAGACAGCCAAGAAAAAGAAGUAGGGAAAGAAUGAGUGUGGGCUUUUUGGAAUGGCCUGCCCAUAAAAUGUGUGUUCUUUUCCCCACUGUCAAUACUUCAACUAUGUUGAAAGCCUGUCUCAUGUUUGGCCAUGUUUCCGACUGUCUAGGCUGGCUGGCUGGCAUAGCUGUUGUGUUGGCGGCGGCGGCUUUAAUGGCAUUGGCUUGGUGGGUGUUAUGGCAUUAAGUUUUAGUUAGUUUUCCCUUAAGAAAAUUUUCACACACAUUUACACACACAUUUACACACACACACUCUCACACACAAUUGCAGUCCUCGUUGAUAGUAAGAUAGUUAAAAGAGAAACAAAAAAAAAUAAAAAUAUAAAAAACCACACACACACACUUAAACAUAUUUUGAAUUCAGAUACUUAAAUUUAAUUUUUAAACUAUUUAACAAAAAAAUGAAAAGAAAAGAAGAAACAAACCAAAAACAAAUGGAUCUUUAAACUUUAAAACAACAACAACAAAUUACCAAACAAACAAAACGCUCUUCUUUAUCACUCACACUUUCUUAAGCAAAACUCAAUAAAUGAACAGCAAAUUAAGGCAGGCGCAGACAAAAGCAAAAAACAAACGAACAUGACUAUUUGUGAAUAUUAGAGAUGGAUUUGGACUAACUUAUUUUCUGGAGGAUCAAGAAGGCGAUGCUGACAAAUUAAUCACAUUUUGGGUUUAACUUUGGACAAGGAAUUCGGGGUAAUGAGAAGACUUAGUUUUUCAUUACUGCGAUUUCAAGUUUGUGGCUGCCAUGAAUUGGGAGAGGAUCUAAAAUUCCCUUUGAAAUUUGUCCCCUGUAACAUAAAAUACAAGGGACGAAGGUUAAACUGUCACAGUGAAAAAGUAAACCCAAAGAUUGGUGGUGCAAUGAGGAGGGUGUAGCCUGGAAAUACCAUUCCUUCAGUCGACAUAUUUUCGAUUACCAAUUCAUGAUGUGUAAUCUAUACUUCACACCUUUUUUUGUAAAACUUUUCAUAGGCAGGCUUGGUUCCCUAUCUCUUAAUUCUUUGCUUAUCAGGCAUGUCACAGAAGUUUUACGAAAUCGAUUUAUUUCACCUUUUCCAAAUCGUUACGAUUUGCUUUUGCUUCUUCAGCACUCGUACGUUUUGAGUAAUCCGGAAAAAAAAUCAUUUCACAUUUUUGAAAUAAAAAUAUGGUAACUCCAUGAAAAAAAAGUCAUAAACAAAUUAUUGACAAUUAGAAAAGGAGUUUAAAUUGUUUUUUAUAAUAUAAACACCAAAAGUAAAAAUGCCAGGGGCUUCAAUACUUGCUGUAAUGGAUGAAGAAAUAAAUCAGCGGUCUACUGAAAAAAUUCGUCGCCGGACAUUGAGGAACGCAUCAGAUCCUUUAUCUCACUCAAAUGCAGAGUAAGGAUCCACCAGCAAUGAGUUAUUUUCAAAUUUAUUUUAAUGAUAAUUUAUUUCUACAGAUUUAUAACUUAUUAUCGGCUAAAUAAAGAAGCUUUUGUUUUAGUUUUGGAAAAAAAUUCUCCCCACCUCAAACGUUCCAAUAUACCGGCUAUUAUCCAGCUUGCAACAACGCUUAGGUUUUUGGCUACGGGUGCAUUUCAAGGAGUUAUAGGUAGAGAUGUGGAGCUAAGCCUUGGGUUGUAAGUACAGUUUCUACAAUUAUGUGGAGAGUUAUUAAUGCAAUUGAAGCUGAAAUUUGUCCACAUUGGAUCAAGUUAAGAAUCUCUUCCGAAGAAAAAAGAAAGUCGAAAUUGUACUUUUUUGAAAAUUAUGAAAUUCCAGGAAUUGUAGGAUGCAUUGACGGAACUCACGUUUUUUUGUUUUUCCCCUUUCUUGCUUUUUGGUCUGUCAGUUGUACAUUUCUACACCUUCUUCUUCAACACAUAUGGCAAUAAUUCAACAAUACAAGUCUGCCGUUCAUAUUUUUGCGUUUUCAUCAUGGAUUAGAAAAAUAAUAGAUUUUUUGUAAAAUAAAUUCCAAAAACAUGUUCAUUCUAAGAGAAUUUGGUUAAUACAAUAUUUUCUGUUAAAUUUAUGUGUCUUCGGUUAAUUUUUUACGUUAAAAUCACUAAACAUUUCAAUUUCACCCUGCUUUUUGAAAGUGAUAUCAAAACGCAAAAUUUUUGCGUUUUCCGUUUUUUAGAGAAGCUAAAACCGUUUUCGUUUUCACUCUUGAACGAUUUUACAUUCUGUGACAUGCCUGUAUAAUCAUGUUUCAACAACAACAACAAGAACAACAAUUACAAAAUAUAUAACAAAACAUCAACUAUAUAUAACAACAAAAAAUAAUAAUUGAAUGAAUAAUGGAUGUUGCUUUUUUCCCAACGCAGCCAAUGACUAAUGUUAAUUCGAUCGAUACACGUUGUAUUUUCCCUCGCCCCAGAGGUUGGUGAUUAAGAAGGAAACAACAACAUCCAACCAAUUAACAUUAGUCAAUUAGCUCGGUUUUGAAAUAAGUUUGUGCGAGUAUUGAAGAUUUAAAUAAACAACAAAAAAAAAAAAAAAACAACUUUCCCCCUGACUUCUUCUUUCUAACAAUUUUUGAGAACAAAACAAACAAACCAAAAAAAAUGAAAUUAAACAACAACAAAUUAUGCAUAUAUCACGAAAUCUCUAUAUAUAUGAUGAAUAAAAAGAAAAAUGGGUAAGAAAAAUACAACAAAAAACAAUGUUUUUGUUUUUCUUUGAUUUUUUACAUUUAGCUAAAAAAGAAUUUAAUGAAGGAACUACUUUUCCAAAUUAGCUCGCGCUAAUUUAUUUGUGGUAGAUAUAUAUGGCCGCCAUAUCAUUUUCACUUUGGAUAAUACUUACUACUUCGUCGUGCUAGCUCGUAAUUUCACAACUACAUAAGGCAAAAAAUUACAAGACCAGGAAAGUUAAGGGGCGCGGGAUUGUAAGCCCAGCCCCCCAUCAUAAUUCCAUUUUACUUUCCACACUAACUAAAGCAAAAAAACCAAACACCUUCCUCACAAAAUACGAAAAAACUCGAUUCUUUCUUUUUUUCUAUUUAAUUUUCAAUACUAAGCUUUACAAAGAUGAAAACCAUGAAAACCAUUUUUUUUUAAAAAACAAAUAUUUAAUGUUGUAUUUAUAUUGUCAUGAAAAAGAAUUGAAUUGGCUUUAACAAAAAAAUACUAAAUAAAGAAUAAAUAAAAACUAUAAACGAAACUGAUGGAAAACAAUCAAAACAUACUGGAGGAGAUUUUUCUAAAUUUGGAAGGAAAGGAGGAGUUGGGAGAGGGAGGGAUGGGUUUGAAGUGAAAUUGGAAAAUGAUUUACGGGUGUCAAAAAAUUCGAUAGAUUGGGGUAUGGAUUUGGAGCUGUUGUAGGGAGUUAAUUAGAGUUAGACGAUUGCUUUGAAGUGAAAUUGAAAGGGGAAAAGAAUUUAGGGGUUUCAAAAAAUUCGAUAGUGAGGUAUGGAUUUGGAACAGUUGUGGGAGUUCGUACUCAGACGGUUGGUUGAAAGUGGAAAAGGAUUUAGGGGUGUCAAAAAAUUCAAUAGAGGGUGAGGUAUGUAUUUCAAACACUUCUAGAGAGUUCGUUCUCAGACGAUUUCAACUCCUCUUCUUUGAGGAGUUGGGAAUGUAAAGCUGAUUUUUUAAAAGAUUGAAAGAAUAAAGAAGGAUUUUGUAAGGAGGAAGCUCUUUCAAUAAAGUUCGUUGAUAAACUUCUAGACGUUUUGAAAAGGGUUAUGGUUUUAUGGAUCCCAUUUGAUCUUUUAAGAAACUAUCAUUGAUAAGCAUUGGUUUUAUAAGAAAGUGGUUCUUGCAUUUUUCUAAAAUUUGCUGCAAUAAAGAAAGGUUUUGGAAGAGGAAGCCACGUUCGUUGGUAAAUUUAUAAGACAUCUGGGAGAGAAAUAUUUGGAAGAAAUCAGGGAAGACCUAAAUCCUAUUUGAUCUCUUUAGAAAUUAUCAUUGAGGAAGGGGUUUGGAAAAACUGUGGAAAGUUCAAAUGAAAUUCUUGACGAUCAAAAAGUCAACGGAAGAAAAGAUGGGAUUUAUAUGUGUUUCGUUGGCAAGGCUUGUUGAGGACGAUAACCAUUUUAAGAUCUUGUGUUCAUUGGUGUGGCGAGGGAGGUUCUUUGGUCUAUUAAAAAAAGAAUUAAAUUUUAUUCCAUACAUUUCCAGCGGUGUUGAAAAUUGGUCUUGAAAUUUUGCAUUUUAAACGAAAAUGACUUUCCGUAGGGGACAGGAGGGUUGCUCUUGCAUGUUCAAAAGUUGGGCUGAUUUCGUCUGAAUUUACCAAAUUAACAUAAAAGGUAAAUGGUUUCUUCUCAGAACAGGUAAUGUAUUGAACGGAUAUAGUUGCAUUGGGGGUUCCAUGCAAAGAGAGAGUCGAUUCGGUCAAAAAUGAUCCUUGUAAAGCAAUAUGAAUAUAAGUUGUAUACAGGGUGAGAUAAAAAACCUGCAACAAUGUCAAACGCCAUAAUUUGUACAUUUUUUAAUUUUAUUAAAUGAAUGCAAAAAAUGUCGGAAAUAGCAUCAAAUUUUAGAAUAAGUUUAGAUUUGUUCGAAUUGGUCACCUUUGGCACGAAUUAUGGCGAUCAAACGGCCAAUGAAACCGUCACACGCUGCCCGAAUGUUGCUCUGCGGUAUUUUGGUCCAUUCCCGGCGAAGCACUUGCUUGAGAUGAUCAACAUUUCGGUAUUUUUUAGUGGCAACCUUGCUUUCCAAAUUACUCCAGACACAGUAGUCCAACGGCUUGGUAUCCCGAGAUUUUGGUGGCCAUUGUGCGCUAGAAAUGAAGCAAGGAACCUCAUUUUGUAACUAUUAUUGGGUGGCGCGUGCUGAGUGCGUUGGUGGUCCUGUUGGAAUGUCCAAGGUCUGCGGCCAAAAUGUAUGCGUUACCAAAGCUUUAAUAAAAAUAUUUUCGCGAUAAUAUUCGGCAUUUAUUCUGAAGCCACGGUCGAUUAAUGCGAGCGGAGAGCGACCAUUGGUUGUUAUCAUCACCAUGGCUGGCGCUUGAGUUCUGGUGGUCAACCAAAGGUGCACAUUUAACUUUUACAGCUGUCGGACGGGUGGCUUUCUACCAGCAGUCUGAACUCGGUUGCAGUUUUUUCAUCUCACCCUGUUUAUAUAGAAGAAUAAUUAUAAAUUCAGUUAUAUUUUCUACGGGGUUCACAAAACAUAUACAUUCGACACAAUUCCAAGAAAUCUCAAAAAAUUAGGGGAUUUAAAAGCAGAAAUUUGUUGUAUUUCCAGAUUAGAAUUUCGAAAAUUUCCCAAAAUUUCCCUAUUUUCGAAUCUCUAGUUUGUGGUUGGAGAAUAUAUAGAAAUCCAGAGUUUGUUUACUUUUUUAACUUUAUCUUUCAAAUCAUCCACCUUGAGGACUGUGAUGUUUUGGUGAAGGAAGCUUGGGGAUGACUGACUGCUAUUCCGAAUACAUAAACAUCUAAGUGGUUAGUAUUUUAUUUUCACAUAUUCUUUGUCAUGUUUUAUUUAUUUUAAUCAUUUAUUUUCUUGUUUUUCUUUGUAGACUUAAGGAAAUCUUGAAUGUGGCGACUUUUUGAUAAUGAAAAGCAAAAAGGGAUUAACAUAACCUAUAAAAAUAUGCAAAAUGAUAAUUAUAUAGUAAAUGAAUUGAUUUCUAAGUUUAGCUAUUAUUUUUUAUUCAUUUUCCAAUAUAUUUUCAUUUUAGGCUUAAGAAAUGCCGAUGAAUAGGAUGUCUUCGAGGAAUUACAAAACAUAACCUAUACAAUUUUUGUGAGGUUAUUAUUCGAAUGAAAGUAAAGAUCUAAUAAAAAUUUUGAUUAACUCAAAGCCGACUGGAUCAUAUGACAAAUUUGCUUUGCAAAAUCUCAUUUUGAAUUUAUUUAUACAAAUAUAAAUUCAAAAUAAAAUAUAACAAAGCAAAAGCUUCUAUGACAUCAGAGACUAUACAUUUGUUCUCCGAUGAACUGAGAGUCCUGGAGAUAUAAGGAACCAAAUUUGUCAUAUGAUCGAAUAGUUUUAGAUACUAAUUUUGCUAAUUUUGUCUUAAGCUGUUUGUUAACUGUAUCUCAAUUUAAAAAUAACAACAAACUUGGCCUGAUGAGGGUGUGUAUUGUCAACCAAAACGAAAACCAAAUUGUCUUAUAUGAAAACAAAUGAUAUUUACUCUUCCUAUAUAUAUUUAUGAAACAAAACCAACAACAAAUACACAAAAAACAAACAAAAAAAAUUAAAUUAUUUUUUAACUUAAACCAAAUGCACAAACAAAUUGAUGUUGUAAACUAAAAUUAGAAUUCACAAACAAACCAAACAACAAUGUAACCUAGAAAAGUAAUUAAACCUUAAAAUACUGUUGUGUUUCUAAUCAGUUUUCUUCCUUACAGAACAAACUAUCUCUAUAUUCUCAUAUUAUUUCUAACAAUUUAAUAAGGUAGGAGGGCCAUUGUUGGUACUAAAUUUUGGCACAUUCUGGGGUUAUUGUCAUUAUUAGGGUUAAUUAUAUCCAUUAUGAAAGAAAACCGAGUUUUGAAGAAGAAAAAAGAGGAGUGCAGAUUAUAAGUCUACCUAUAACUCUCUCCUUUCCCCAAAAUCAGUUUCUUCCCUUAAAACUUUCUGAAUUAAGAAACCUUUUAAUGGAAUGAUGACAACAUUUGAGUUACCUACGUUGGCCUACCACCUACCUACAACCAUUUCGUUUAACCUAAUUAAAAUUCUUAAUAUCCCACAAUGAAAAAUGGCAACCAAAUGAACUUAAAUUUACACAAAAAAAGUAAAAAAAAAUCUAUAAAAUAUAUAUAUUCUAACAUAAAUGAAAAAUUAAAGCCAAUGCAGAUUUCACGGGUCCAUCUAGAAUCAUCGAGGAUAAACAUUUGGAACACCCAAUGUUGUUGAUGAUCCUAUGGUGGACCAUAACAUGACACCUACACUUGGCUUCCCAUCUCAACUUAUAAUCGUGUUAAUUAUAUAAUAGAAUCGAAAUAAAAAUUUCAUUGAUUGUAUGAGGCAGCCACAUGUUUUCGUCUCUUCUUCCUUAUCGUAAUUUAAAAAAAAAAACAAGAAAAACGAAAAAAUAUACUUAUUUUUUGAUAGAGUUAAGAUAACAAAAAAUAACAUUAUUUAUAUAAAAAAAUAAAGCUUUACGAAAAUACCAAACAACCAAAACAUAUAAAAAUUAAUAUAAUUUAUCAA